Messenger RNA from Protopterus annectens (West African lungfish), 936 nucleotides. Its product is annotated as 1-phosphatidylinositol phosphodiesterase-like. Lineage: Eukaryota; Metazoa; Chordata; Ceratodontiformes; Protopteridae. The record is from RefSeq and is a predicted model, not a curated record. Gene Ontology annotation, biological process: lipid metabolic process. Gene Ontology annotation, molecular function: phosphoric diester hydrolase activity. Bases 1 to 936 code for a protein of 311 amino acids. The transcript is spliced from 2 exons.
AUGGCACGAGAAAAAGAUGGUGGCAGGGACAUGCCAACAACAGGGACCAGGGCCAAGGCCCAUACAAACACAGUAGAUGGACUCAUUGAACAGGUAUACCUUGAAAUAAUGGGAAAUAUUAAUGCUAAAGAUCCUGACUAUUGGAAUGUGCCAGAUAAGCCAUCAUCUGAAUCAUACAAUGAAUGUUGGAUGAAAUCUAUUCCCGAUGACAAGAAAAUAUCACAGCUUUCACUUCCUGGAACACAUAACAGUAUGGCCCGUGCUGGACACAUACCAUGGGUUUGGUGUCAAAGCCUUUCUUUAAAUACUCAAAUGAUGCUUGGAGUUCGAUUCUUUGACAUUAGAUGUAGGCAUUUCAAUAAUGAUUUGCUGAUCCAUCAUGAAGCCUUCUAUCAGAAUUGUAAUUUUACUGAUGUAGUGUCACAAAUGAUAUCAUACUUGAAAGUCAAUCCAUCUGAAGUGCUUCUUAUGCGAAUUAGGGAGGAGUACCAACCAACUGGCAACACAAGGUCUUUCCCUGAAACACUAAAGGCAGGAAUGAGUAAAUUUCCUGCAGAAAGAUUUUACUUGCAAGACCACAUUCCAAUCAUGAGCGAAUGCCGUGGAAAGAUCAUUGUUUUUAGUGACAUUUCAGAUGACUCUUUUGGAAUUUACUUCGGAUCAACAGCUAUUGAAGACACUUGGCGUGCUGGAGAAGAUGAAAAGUGGGUUAGGGUCAAAGCUCACCUAGAUAAAGCACAGAAAAGCUCAGGUGAUAUCCUGUUCAUUACAUUUUCAAGUUUCACAACUGGUAUCCAAGCACCACGUGAAAUAGCACGAAAAAUGAAUCCCAAACUUCAUUCCUACAUUACUGGACGAAAAGGAAGACUAGGAAUUGUUGUUAGUGAUUAUCCUGGACCAAAACUCAUCUGUGAUAUAAUUAAAAGUAAUUGCUGA